AUGGUCAAGAAGUCCCGCAAGGCGCUGCACAUCGCUCCACCGCGCAUGAAAUCGCGCCGCAAAGCGCGUCAAGUGACCACGACGUUCCAUCGGCUAACCCACGAGCUCGCACGACUGAAAACAGACUGUCCCGCUUCCACUGAGCCGCAGAAAGAGCUCGUCCAACAGCGGAUAUCAGCGAUCCAGGAGCAAUUGGAGAAAAUGGGUGGCCACAAGACGUACCAAGACGCCAGUAUCCUGAGCACGAGCUUCCACAAGACGUCCAAGUGGAUUUUCCAGCUACUCACGAGCUUCGAGCUGCGCCCAAGAGCUAAACAGCCGCCACUUCAAGUGCUCGAAGUCGGAGCGAUUAAUACGCAGUUACUAGCGUGUCCGUGGCUUCACGUGCGGGCCAUUGACCUCCAGUCAAGACACGAGCGCAUUGAGCAAUGCGACUUUUUCAGCCUCAAGCCAAUGGAAGAGUUCCACGUCGUGGUGUCCAGCAUGGUGCUCAAUUGCGUCCCUGGAGCUGCUCGUCGAGGCGAGAUGCUGCGGCUGUAUCGAAGCCACUUGAAGGAACAGGGACUGCUGUUCCUCAUGUUGCCGCUCUUGUGUUUACGGCACUCGCGGUUUAUGACGUACGCGCGAUUCCUCAAGAUCUUGGAGGCAGUCGGAUUCCGCGUGCGGGAGACGAAAAACUCGCCCAAAGUCGCUUUCUUCUGCUUGGAAAGGAUCGAGACCGUGAACGAAGCGGCUUCGUUCCCGCAGACGCUACUGGUUCCAGGUGAUAAGCGCAAUGACUUCAGCGUCACUAUCUAG
Molecule: messenger RNA, 798 nt
Organism: Peronospora matthiolae
Lineage: Eukaryota; Oomycota; Peronosporomycetes; Peronosporales; Peronosporaceae
Source: the annotation of a GenBank genome assembly